Molecule: messenger RNA, 1066 nt
Organism: Orbicella faveolata
Lineage: Eukaryota; Metazoa; Cnidaria; Anthozoa; Scleractinia; Merulinidae
Product: fibrinogen C domain-containing protein 1-like
Source: RefSeq, a predicted model, not a curated record
ACUGUCGAGAAACGGGUUUACCUGUCCGUGACAAUAUUUCUAAAACUUGCGCCAUGACUUGUGUUUCGUUGGGUUUCCUCGGCAGAUUUCUGCUCUUGACGUUGUUCGCAAGUCAAGCAUUAGCCAAACCAGCAACGAGUCAGAUGGGUACUAGUGUGAACCAGUCCGGUCUCGCGGAGACAAAGAAAUGUAACAACGUGUACUUCUACGAAGCCCCCAACGAGAAGAUUGAAAAUAUGUUGCAAGCAGUGACGAAACAACUCGCUCACAUGCAGAAGGACAUCGAUAUUAUCAAAGAAAAAAAGAACGCUACGAAAGCUUCGAAGAACUGUGCUGAGUUGUACAAAUCCGGCCAAAGAAUCAGCGGUGUUUAUACAAUCGACCCUGAUGGUUCAGGUGCCUUUGAUGUUUUCUGUGACCAAGCAACAGACGGUGGUGGGUGGACAGUGUUCCAGAAGAGAAUAGACGGCUCCGUUAAUUUCUACCGUGGCUGGGCUGACUACAAGAAUGGCUUCGGUAAUCUGAAUGGCGAGUUUUGGCUGGGACUGGACAAGAUAAACCGUUUGACGAGAACAAAGAACAGACUUCGAGUAGAUCUGGAAGACACGACAGGCAAAACUGCUUACGCCGAGUACGACAUGUUUGCAGUUACGAGCGAGAGGACUAAGUACCAGCUCAGCAUCGGUACUUACACAGGGACAGCGGGAGAUUCGCUUUCUGGUCAUCGUGGCUACCCCUUUACCACCAAAGAUCAGGAUAAUGACAGCAGCUCGGGCAGUAACUGCGCUGUGAGCUUCAAAGGAGCCUGGUGGUACACCAGCUGUCAUGCUUCCAACCUGAACGGUGUCUAUCAUCAUGGCGCGCACUCAUCAUAUGCUGAUGGUGUCAACUGGUAUCACUGGAAAGGACAUAAGUACUCCGCCAAGAGAGCUGAGAUGAAGAUCAAACCAGUGAAGUUUUAGAACAUUCUGUACCACUUUUCUACUUUGUUUGCUGAAGAUAACACAUUAGAGCUUGGUUAAGAAAUGUUUUAGCGACUCGGUGAUUAAAAAAUAACAAGAAUAAU